Molecule: messenger RNA, 2383 nt
Organism: Telopea speciosissima
Lineage: Eukaryota; Viridiplantae; Streptophyta; Magnoliopsida; Proteales; Proteaceae
Product: filament-like plant protein
Exons: 4
Coding region: 338-2095 (585 amino acids)
Source: RefSeq, a predicted model, not a curated record
UAUAGAACUUUUUAUCAAUGUUUGAAAAGGGUAUAUUUUUGUUGGAGGUUGGAUGAUUUCUGGGGUAGAUUCGAAGCAAAGCUAGGAGAAUGAUGAACAGUGUCCCUUUUUCUGUUUAACAGUUGAGAUUGGGGUUUUAGGGUUUAGUUUUUGUUGUUUGAACUUUGGAGCUUCUGUGGUCUAUACAUUUGCUUCUAUAGUGUCAUUCGAUUUUCCUGAGAUUUGAUAGCUUAGCUUUUGUAGUGAAUGUUAUUUAUCGAAGAAUGGUGGAAAUAUGUGUGCAGAUGAUGUUUCUGUGAAGCGUUUGUUGGGUUUUGGUGGAUCAUUGGAUUGAUAGAUGGACCGCCGGAGUUGGCUGUGGAGGCGAAAGGCUUCGGAGAAGAGUCCCGGUGAAACUGAAAGCUCAGGAUCAAUAUCUUCUCAUUCUGAAAGAUUCUCUGAUGAUCAGAGCCAGGACACAUCAAGGGCAUCUCCAAAUCAUAGUACUCAAUCACCGGAGGUCACAUCCAAGGUCUCUAUCAAUGGUGGAGAUGUUAAUUAUAAUGUGAAGGGUUUGAAAGAGAAACUAUCAGCUGCACUUUUGAACAUCAGCGCCAAAGAGGACUUGGUGAAGCAGCAUGCUAAAGUUGCCGAAGAGGCUGUUUCAGGCUGGGAAAAGGCAGAAAAUGAAGUGGUAGCUUUUAAGCAACAACUAGAAGCUGCUUCACAGAAGAACUCAGCCCUUAAGGAUCGGGUAGGCCAUCUUGAUGGUGCCCUCAAGGAGUGUGUCAGGCAGCUCCGUCAGGCCAGAGAAGAACAAGAGCAGAAGAUCCAUGAAGCUGUUGUCAAGCAAACCGCUGAAUGGGAGUCUGCAAAGUUUGAGCUUGAGAGCCAGCUUGUUGAGCUCCAGAUCCAAGUUGAAGCUGCAAAAGCGGGAGCUUCCGAAGAUCCUAACCUCCGCCUGAGGCUUGAGGCUGCAGAAAAAGAAAAUGCUGCCCUCAAGCAGGAGCUUCUUUCUCGAGUUGAGGAGCUAGAAGUUACGACUCUGGAAAGAGACCUAAGUACCCAAUCAGCGGAAACCGCUAGCAAGCAACAUUUGGAGAGUAUAAAGAAGUUGGCUAAACUUGAGGCAGAGUGCCGCAGACUAAGAGCUACAUCUCGGAAGGCAUCCUCGGUGAAUGAUCACAAGUCCGCUGCUGCCUCUUCAAUUUAUGUUGAAUCACUGACAGAUAGCCAGUCAGACAGUGGGGAGCGGUUACUUGCAGUGGAGGCUGAUAAUCGCAAAAUGAGUACAUCAGAGCCGAAUGAGUGUGAGCCAAGCUGUUCAGAUUCUUGGGCAUCAGCUUUAAUAGCAGAGCUUGAUCAAUUCAAGAAUGAUAAGGCCAUUGGUAGGAACCUCAUGUCCUCUUCUGUAGAAAUUGAUCUCAUGGAUGAUUUCCUUGAGAUGGAGAGGCUUGCCGCCCUGCCAGAAACGGAGAGUACAAGCCAUGGCCUUGAGUCGGGAGCUAUUUCAGACCGUCAACUUGAUGGAGAUAGCACAUUGAAGGCUGAGCUUGAAGCAAUGAUUCAGAGGACGGCUGACUUGGAAGAGAAGUUAGAGACGAUGGAAGCAGAGAAAGAGGAGCUCAAUGUAGCUUUGGCCGAGAGUCAAAGUCGACUUGAGAUAUCACAAGGUCAACUAAGGGAAGCUGAGGAGAAGUUGGUGGAGCUGCAAAGGCGGCUAGAUCUAGCCAAGGAAUUGAAGCAAGCUUCUGAGAUAGAAGCAGAUGUUGCCAAUGCAAAGAGAGAAGAAGUGGAGACACAGCUUGUAAGUGUAGAUGCAGAGGUCUGUACUUUGCGUGCAAAGGUAGAUUCAUUAGAAGCAGAGCUUGAGAAGGAGCAUGCUUUGUCGUCUGACCUUAAAGCUAAAUGUCAGAAAUCGGAGGAUGAGCUAUCAAGAAAUAGACGUGAAGCUGAGCUACGGCGAACCACGAGUUCCAAUGGCAACUUCAAGAUAAAGCAGGAGAAAGAGCUGGCUGUAGCAGCAGGAAAGCUAGCAGAGUGUCAGAAAACCAUUGCGUCUCUCGGACAACAGUUGAAAUCACUAGCUACGCUGGAAGACUUCCUUAUUGACUAGGAGAAGCCACAAGAACUUAGAAUAGGAGGAUCACUCAUACCUAGAGGUGGAGAGCCAUGGAAAUUACCUUCAAAUGAUGCUUGUCUAGCCAAAACUGAAGCUGAUUCUUCAAAACUAGUUGGUGAUGGCUCUGGUCCUAUGAAUGGCAAAGAUGGGGAAUCACCACCAUUGUCUGGAUCAUCUUCAUCAGCCUUCUCACUAAAUAAUGCAGUCACCUCAGAGAAAAACCGAAAUGGGUUUGGGACAUUGUUCUCUCGGAAUAAAAGCAAUACCCAUGUAGAAAACCAG